GCUCCUCGGGCCCGGAAGGGGCGGCGGGGCCCGGCGGGGUCCUCGCGCCCGCCGCACGUGCGGUCCCGCAGCCCGAGCUGGGCCGGCCAUGGCUGCCACCCACGGCUCUCCCGGCCGAGGCUCCGAAGCCCGGGCCGCUGCCGCCAGGACCCUCUCCGGAGCCCCGGGGCGGCGAGUGAAAGCUGCCAAGAGGAGACAGCCAGCAUCCGGGGCGGCUCCCCCAGCCAAACGGAGGAACACAACUGUUGGAGAAGCCGAACGGACUUGCAAGGGGCGUGCCCAAAAGGUGCUUUCUCCCAGGAAGUACUCGGUCCCUCCAGGUGAUGGAAAGCAAGAGGAGAAGCCGUGCAUUAAGACGUCAUCACUGUUUAAAAACAACCCUGAGCUCCCAGAACUCCCCAGACCUGUGGUGAAGCAGGUGCACGAGACAGUGUUCACUCCUGACACUUUCCACGAGCUGGGCCUCCAUCCGCACCUGAUUUCCACAAUAAAUACAGUUUUAAAAAUGUCUAGUCUGACCAGUGUUCAGAAGCGCAGCAUCCCUGCUCUGCUGGAAGGCAGAGAUGCUCUCGUGAGAUCCCAGACAGGCUCCGGUAAAACUCUUGCCUAUUGUAUCCCAGUGGUUCAGUCUCUUCAAGCAAUGCCAUCCAAAGUACAGCGCAGUGACGGUCCCUACGCCCUGGUAAUAGUGCCGACGAGAGAGCUGGCCCUGCAAAGCUUUGACACUGUCCAGAAGCUGCUCAAGCCCUUUACCUGGAUUGUGCCUGGAGUGUUAAUGGGAGGAGAAAAAAGAAAAGCCGAAAAAGCCAGAAUCCGCAAAGGAAUAAAUAUCCUUAUCUCGACCCCUGGUCGUCUGGUGGAUCAUAUAAAAUCCACCAAGAACAUCCAUUUCAGCCGGCUGCGGUGGCUGGUUCUGGAUGAAGCAGACAGGAUAUUGGAUUUGGGUUUUGAAAAGGACAUCACAGUGAUACUGAAUGCCGUGAACGCCGAGUGCCAGAAGCGACAGAACAUCUUGCUGUCAGCCACACUCACGGAAGGCGUGACAAGGCUUGCCGAUAUCAGCUUGCAAGAUCCGGUCAGUAUUUCUGUCUUGGACGAAAGCCGUGAGAGGAGUCAGCCGGAAGACAGAGCAAUCCAAGAAGUGGCUCCCCUGCAGUCGGGUCCCGAGCUGGAUGGCUUUGCGAUCCCGGAGAGCCUGGAUCAACAUGUGACACUGGUCCCCAGCAAACUGAGACUCGUCUGCCUGGCGGCCUUCCUCCUACAGAAGUGCAAGUUCGAGCAAGACCACAAGAUAAUCGUCUUUUUCUCGAGUUGCGAGCUGGUGGAGUUCCACUACCACCUCUUCCUGCAGACGCUGGCCAGCAGCUUGGGGGCUCUGGCCUCAGAGCUGUCCCCAUCUGCCCACGCUCGACUCAAGUUCUUGAGGCUGCACGGCAACAUGGAGCAGGAGGAACGAACAGCAGUGUUCCAGGAGUUCUCGCGGUCUGGAACGGGCGUCCUCCUGUGCACGGAUGUUGCAGCUCGCGGCUUGGAUCUCCCGCAGGUCACGUGGAUUGUUCAGUACAACGCGCCGUCUUCACCUGCAGAAUACAUCCACCGCAUCGGGAGAACCGCCCGGAUUGGCUGCCACGGGAGCAGCCUGCUCAUUUUGGCUCCUUCGGAGGCAGAAUAUGUCAACUCCUUGGCUUCUCACAAAAUCAAGUUGGACCCACAGCCCCAUUCCCCGUAUCAGCAGCUGUCUGCAUGCCCUCUUGUACCUGUUUACCCACAUGUGAUCUUCUCCAGAAAGAAUGAGUGUCGGUGGGCACCGCUCCCUGCUUCAUGUUAAUAAGUACCCUGAUUGAUUGCUACCCAAGGCUCAGAUAUAAACCGGAGACUGACAGGGAGUCAGUGAUUAGCACAGAUAAAGAUCAGUGAGCCAGAGACCCAGCAGGAACAGUGGCCUGUGAUGAAGUUGCCAGAUAGAGUAGCGUGCAAACGUUCCUGUCGGUUGUGACACAGUGUCCACAUCGGAAAGGAGAUGACUGCAGAGGACAGUGAGAAGGGGCAGUGCCCAGGGGGGACACUUGCGCCUUGCAUGGGUUGAGUGUCAGGGCUGUGUAGGAAUCCACAUCAUGUGAGCAGGUGGGCAUCCCCUGUGAGUUCCGCCUUGCUUGGGGGCAGCCCUGGACCACUGCCUGCCUCGUGCCUGCACAGAUGAGCCAGAUAGGAAAUCAGGGUGCUUAUGUGUUAGCUGUGCUGUGUCCCUGACAGUUCCAGUUUGAGGAAAGACUUAAAUUGGAUACCUGUACAAACUUUCUUUGACUUACUACGAAAUAAAUAAAUAAAAUAUCAGGGCCAGUAUUCUGCCAUAUCAGAGUUGAGUCACUGCUUGUGACGCCCUUGGUGUCCCAUGUGGGAGCAGCCAGUCGUGUUCUGCCUGCUCUGCUUUCAAUCCAGCCUCCUGCUAAGAAAGUAAAGAUGAUGGCCCUAAGUGAGAGACUCUGCAGUGGACUUCCAGGCUUCUGGCUUUGGCUUGGCCUGGUCCUGGCUGUUGUGGCCAUACGGAGAGAGAACCAAUGGAGGGAAAAUUCCUUUAUCUCUGCGUCUCCCUCUUUCUCUGACAUUAUGGCUUUCAAUAAGUUUGUUUUUUCAUCUAAUAAGAUCUAGUUGCAAAAAUAUACA
Ochotona curzoniae (black-lipped pika) is the source of this 2664-nucleotide messenger RNA. RefSeq names its product DEAD-box helicase 31 (gene DDX31). NCBI's taxonomy places the organism in Eukaryota, Metazoa, Chordata, Mammalia, Lagomorpha, Ochotonidae. Gene Ontology annotation, cellular component: nucleus. The transcript has 17 exons. Gene Ontology annotation, biological process: ribosome biogenesis. Bases 89 to 1828 code for a protein of 579 amino acids. Gene Ontology annotation, molecular function: ATP binding; nucleic acid binding. The record is from RefSeq and is a predicted model, not a curated record.